AUUAUUAUUCUCAAAAAAUCAACCCAAACUUGCUGGUUUUUUCCUCUCCAAUUCGACUCCACCUUAAUGGCCCCUGGUUUUGCACCCCCUCCCUCUGUUUAUAAUCUUUCUUACUUUUCCUUUAAUCAAACAGACACACCUUCUUCUCAAAUUCCCAUCUUCUUUCACUCCCACAGAAUACAGAUCUACAGGUGUGCAAUAAGACGUAGUUAACCAACUGUAUUUACUGUGUUCUUCUGCACACAAACUUUGCACACAAGGUGUUUGUUUAAAUACCUCAAAGAGAAGAAAUUUUUAUUUACAAGAUGAAAAUGGAUGGUGGGUUGGUUGAACAUAGGAGAGAGAUUAUUGGCCAUGUUAAUGGUAAGGUUAUUAAGAAGAGAAAAGUGAGAAGGAGAUCAUCUUCUUCAUCGAUUACACCAUCUAAAUCUUUGCAAAGGCUUUAUAGUUUUUGUAAACAAGUUUUUAAAGGUCCUGGUAUUGUUCCUGCUUCUCAAGAUGUUCAAAAUCUUUGCCACAUACUUGAUAGUCUGAGACCUGAAGAUUUCGGACUGAGUAAAGAUCUACAGUUUUUCAAGCCUGGAGGUAGUGUUAAGAGAAAUCCAAGGGUCACAUACACCACAGUUUACAAGUGUCGCCAAUUUUCUUUGGUUAUUUUCUUUCUACCAGCAUCAGCUGUCAUUCCGCUUCACAAUCACCCAGAAAUGACCGUUUUCAACAAACUUCUCUUAGGUGAAAUGCAUAUCAAAGCAUAUGACUGGGCUGAUCCUUUAGAUGUGGAAUGUAGCAACCAGCCUUCGUCAAAGAGGCUAGCAAGAUUAAAAGCUAACAGUGUCUUCACUGCUCCGUGUAACACAUCAGUCCUAUAUCCAACCUCAGGGGGCAAUAUCCAUGAGUUUACAGCCAUAACACCAUGUGCUGUGCUGGAUAUCCUUGGACCGCCUUACUCAAAAGAAGAUGGCCGUGACUGCAGUUAUUACAAAGAAAUUCUGUCCACAUCUCCAGAUGAAGAGUUCGAAGAGCUAAAAGAUGAUGAGCACUCAUACGGAUGGUUAGAAGAGAUUGAGAUGCCAGAAAACUCGAAGAUGGACGGGAUAGAGUAUUUAGGUCCUAGGAUUAUUGAGACCGCGGCCAGCUAACUGCGUUUCUUAUACUUCCAUGUUCUUUUGUUCGUUGUUUGUGUUGUUUACUUUGCUUAUGGAUCUUCUUUCCCCCGCUUUUGUGUAAUCCUUCUGUUGGCUUCUUUGCUUUUGGGGAAAAUGGAUCUGGAUGUUUUUUAAACCACAGGUUAUAAUCUAUCUAUCCGAUAAUAGUGCGUUGUACAUAUACUUUAUCAGAAAGACUAAUGCUUCACUUUA
Molecule: messenger RNA, 1358 nt
Organism: Beta vulgaris subsp. vulgaris (sugar beet)
Lineage: Eukaryota; Viridiplantae; Streptophyta; Magnoliopsida; Caryophyllales; Amaranthaceae
Product: plant cysteine oxidase 1
Exons: 5
Coding region: 306-1139 (277 amino acids)
Molecular function (GO): oxidoreductase activity, acting on single donors with incorporation of molecular oxygen, incorporation of two atoms of oxygen
Source: RefSeq, a predicted model, not a curated record